AAAAGUGGAGGAAGAGCGUCGCGGCGCGCCCCCAUCCCCUCCUCCCGCGGCGGCGGCGAGCCGGCGACUGCGCCGCCCACCGCCAUGUCGACCUGCGGCUACCACUCCCCACGCUUCUCCGAGGACAUUGCCUUCCUCCCCCAAUGGCUUCAGCCGCAUCGGCCGCCGGCAGUUGGCGAACGCCGAAAGGACAUCGCCGGGGUUUCGUCGCCGUCUUGUGAGAACUGUGUGUUCGUCAGAGAUCCUGCACAGGGUAGUUGUCUGAAUGGCAUGACGAAUGCUGCUAGUUGCAGUGGGUUUCGGUUGCACUUGUCGGGAGAUGAGGGUACACCUACUGGAACUGCCUCAAGCAGUGGCAAUGUUGUACCUUUCUCUCUGCAUCUUUCUUCAGAAAGUACUGCACAACUAUCCUCAAUUCAAGCCAACGGUCUGAACUCUGGUACAUGCAAAGAUCUGUUAGGUGGGUUUUGUAUUGAUGGCCAAGCACAAGAGAUCAAGACAGCACUGCAAAAUCAAUCACAUUCCAAGGACUUUCAAGAAAUUUGUAAAAUGGCUAGUGAGAAAAUUAAUAAAUCAUGUGAUUCAAAAGGACAUAGAAGACAGCAACUGUCUGGAGCAAAGGUUGAUGUAAGGAAGCUCCGUAAUGCAGAUGUGCACGAUGCAGUUGAACUAUCAAUUGCUGCCUCUGAAGCCAUGGUUAUUGCAGAAAUGAUACGUCUUGACUCUGAGUCUGAUAAGCUAACUACAACUGCCUUAGAAGCUGCUCUACAUGUGAAAGAAGCUCGGAAACAGUGUUUUGUUGUGGAGCUAGAAAAUUCUAAUGGAUCCCCUGAGAGUGAUCUGGAUGAGACUGAUGGGCUUUCAGAAUUAGAUGAGACUGAAAUGCUCGAUGCAUUUCAAGAUGUUGGCCUGUCUCUUGCACAAACUGCUUGUGCAUCUCAAGGUCAGAACAUAAGCGGCCUGAAACAGAAAUUAUCUCAGGCUAGUUCUCACUCGUGUAAUGCAGAAGCUCACGUAUUAGAGAUCUGCUCCUCUGAGAAGCAAAAUAUUAGAUGGAACAGCCACAAUGUUGAUGCUAAUGACUAUGUAUCUGAUUCUUUAGCAAACAAUGGGUCAGCUGGUGUGCUACGUAAUGAGUUGACUCCAGGUUGUGGUUCUGUAAAACAAACAGAUAUAGAAAAAGGAAUCACAUGGUCAAGAAACAAAGAAGCUGCUUAUCAGAUGUUGACCCAGAACAAUGAUAAUUUUACUGCAGGCUUGAGGAUUCUGGAAGGUGGAGUUGCUGUGCAUACAAAUGCUGGUAGAAGGAAGCAUGUAAAGGAAUUAUUCAACAAAGAAACCAGCUUCAUUUCUGAGUCAAUGGAUAGCAUGGAUGAGUUCCCUUCUGCAUCAAGAACUGUUUCUAUGGAAAUGGCCGCAUCUUCAAGAGCUUCUUUUCUUCAAAAAAAUGAAGAUUUCUGUGAGGAAAAUCAAGGUGCUGAAGCCGUGCAGUUAUGUUCUCAAGUAGUAUGUCCGAGCUUGUCAUUUGUGGAUCCUCUUUGUUCCAUUGUUCCAUGUAGCAUACCUUGCAAUGGAGGCCCCCCUAGCCAGGGUCCUGAAUGCAAACAAAGUAAAGGGGAGGAGGAAGAAUGGAUCAACCCCAAAGUAUCUCCCUUGAAGCAACAUCUGGAGGGAGAAGCUGGUCCAUCUUGCACAUCUUUAGUUAAGGCGGCAGCGUCUAAUAUUCUGUUCAGGCGAAGGAGACACAGUUCUCUCAGACCUUUUAGCACAGUAGCACCUAGAUCAUAUGUAUCAGGCAGUAGUGAAACUCAUAAUGAUGUUGAUGUGGCAAUUUGUCAGCAGGAAAGAUUCACAACAUUAACUUUAAAUAAGAAGAUACGACGUGUGCAAGCCUCUAAAGUAUUUGUAGAAAAUAAUGUUGAAGCUGGAAACUUGCAAGGAUUUUCUAAGGUUCUCAAGAAGCCAUCUUAUGGUAAGGGCAUUAGUGAGCAUCAAAACACUCAGAGUGUUAAAAGAAAGAAAGACCAAUUUUCAGAAGCUAAAAUCAGUACUAGAAAAACCAAGGAUAGAAGGAUGCAGACCAAAUCUCGAUUGAGUUGGUCCGAUAGCAGACUCAUUGACACAAUGGAGCCCAGGGAGCACAUUCCUAAUAAAGAGGCCAUAUUUCGUGGACUAGAUUUUUUGCUAACUGGGUUUCAGAGUCACAAGGAAAAAGAAAUUGAGUCAUUGAUCCGAAGAUUGGGAGGCUAUGUUCUUUCUAAAGUGCCACCCUGUCCACUUGAUAAAAGAAGCAAGCUGGCAGAGCUUUCUAGGUGCAAGCCUCCCAUAGUCCUUUCUCCUAAAAAGGUAUCAACGGCUAAGUUCUUAUAUGGCUGUGCUAUAAAUUCCUGGAUGUUGAAUACCAGUUGGCUUUUCGAUUCUAUUCAAGCUGGUAUCCUGUUGCCACCUGGAAAGUAUUUUAUUCGACAAGUGCAUUCAAUGAAGAGUACUUCAAUGUUUGACCAGUUUCUUCACCUAAAAAACAAUAAAUUGUUAUUUGAUGGAGUAGGAUUCUUAAUCCUCGGAAAAAUCAGCUUUUGUUCAAAAUUUUCCAACAUUAUCAAGCAUGGAGGUGGCCAAGUUUUUGUAUCUCUACAGGGACUAGUUCAAAGCUUGAAGGAUAGAAGCUCUUCACAUGGAAUCAUUCUUGUAGCAAAUGAGGCGAGCGCAUCACGUCAUCUAAGCUAUUGUGGGCUUGAGCAUGACAUAAAAACAGUGCCAGCGAGCUGGGUCAUUGGCAGUCUAUUUUCUGGCAAACUGAUUCCUUUGAAGAAGGACCGAUGUGCCUUAUUCCGCAGAAUUAAGAUGCCAUCAUUCCAACAGCAGCAAGCAUUUGACAUGAGCCAAGAAAUAUGAUGAUUGAGAUCAGUCGCAUAGCUAUCAUCCCAUGAGAACUGAAUAAUCCUUACCUGGAUCCUCUGAUUCCAGCAGUUUUCAACAUCAAAUUGUGAUAAUGAAAUUCGUCUGUAGUGGGCUCAUUCUGAUACUUAUUGUUGGGCGACCUGUGAAGUGGCAUAUAUGUUGUAUCCAAUUUUUGACUUGCAAAUACCAAAAGGUGACUGAUGUCAAAGCAUCUCAAGAAAAUACUUUGUGAGGAUCAAUUGCUAACUUGAAUUGUGCGGUAUUUGUCCAUACCGUCUCUUGCUCACUUAAUUCUGGAGAGACAGGGGAGUGUUCAUUUGUGAAGAUCAUGAUAUCCAGGAGAAUGUUUCUUCUUUGUUGUUGGUUGUAACUUGUAAAUGUUAAUACCUGACGAAAUAUGUUUGUCACUUGCAACACCGAGUUGUUCAUAUCUCUUAUGCCAUCAAAAUUGAAAGGAAUCGAUGGAUGUUUUUUUUUUCUCAUAAUGGCUUUGUUUCCUGCUGCUUACGUACAUGCAUAAUGCAUUGCAGGUCAUGCAUGUACUAUGUAGUGGCAGACAUGCGGCCCCCCUUGAGAAACAACAGAAAGACAAAUUUGU
Molecule: messenger RNA, 3499 nt
Organism: Oryza brachyantha (malo sina)
Lineage: Eukaryota; Viridiplantae; Streptophyta; Magnoliopsida; Poales; Poaceae
Exons: 10
Coding region: 85-2895 (936 amino acids)
Biological process (GO): DNA damage checkpoint signaling; positive regulation of transcription by RNA polymerase II
Cellular component (GO): nucleus
Molecular function (GO): histone binding
Source: RefSeq, a predicted model, not a curated record